This is a messenger RNA of Loa loa (African eye worm), 226 nucleotides long. RefSeq lists its product as hypothetical. The transcript has 2 exons. The record is from RefSeq and is a predicted model, not a curated record. The coding region runs from base 1 to 177 and encodes 58 amino acids. NCBI's taxonomy places the organism in Eukaryota, Metazoa, Nematoda, Chromadorea, Rhabditida, Onchocercidae.
AUGGCAAUUGUUAUGCAUGGUGAAGCUGACAAGUUAUGGGACAAUGACCAAUUAAUAGAGACAAUGCAAUUAGAAUCAACAGUGACAAAUUGUGGCACAAGUGAGGAUGGAAGACUGCCUGCUUUGGAGGAAAAUCCGAUGCCUUUUGUGAGAAACAUCCUUGAAUUGAUAAAGUAAUAUGGUUCGCAAAGUGAAAUUAGACACCUGUAAAUAAAUUUGAAAAGAC